Emericellopsis cladophorae is the source of this 486-nucleotide messenger RNA. RefSeq names its product chromosomal organization and DNA repair protein Mms21. Gene Ontology annotation, cellular component: Smc5-Smc6 complex; nucleus. The transcript has 2 exons. The record is from RefSeq and is a predicted model, not a curated record. Gene Ontology annotation, biological process: double-strand break repair via homologous recombination; protein sumoylation. Gene Ontology annotation, molecular function: zinc ion binding; SUMO ligase activity. Lineage: Eukaryota; Fungi; Ascomycota; Sordariomycetes; Hypocreales; Bionectriaceae. Bases 1 to 486 code for a protein of 161 amino acids.
AUGCCUGCUGGUUCAACGCCCGCGGCAACCCCGUCAUGGUGGGGUGGCAAGGACGUAGGCAGCGACGGCACCGAGAGCGAGGACGAGAACAUAGCCGUGGAGGGAGAUGUUGUCAGCCUCAUCUGUCCAAUGGCGCAGCAGGUCAUAGCCGAGCCAUUCCGCAACUGUAGGUGCAAGCACGCGUUCGAGAAGAAGACGAUCCUGGACCACCUGCUCGUGAGCGACCCUAUCCAGUGCCCGCGGACGGGGUGCUCACAACAAGGAAUCAUGGCCAUCUUGCAGAAUUCUACCAAGCAGAUGGCAGCGAUGAAGGAAAAGAUCGGGAACCGUUUCAAGUUUUUCAACGACAUCUUGGUCGACAUUGACGACAACAUCGACAACCACGUACCACGCUUCCUGCGGCCUGUCGUUCACAAGGUUAAAAAAGCCGAGGAUGGGCAGGAUUUCUACGUGAUCCACCGCAGCAAGAAGAUCAGCGUCCCUUAA